Loa loa (African eye worm) is the source of this 2265-nucleotide messenger RNA. Its product is annotated as small conductance calcium-activated potassium channel protein. The record is from RefSeq and is a predicted model, not a curated record. Gene Ontology annotation, molecular function: small conductance calcium-activated potassium channel activity; calmodulin binding. Gene Ontology annotation, cellular component: neuron projection; plasma membrane; neuronal cell body. Lineage: Eukaryota; Metazoa; Nematoda; Chromadorea; Rhabditida; Onchocercidae. The coding region runs from base 180 to 2081 and encodes 633 amino acids. The transcript is spliced from 18 exons. Gene Ontology annotation, biological process: potassium ion transmembrane transport.
AAUUAUCGAUUGAUGGGUUGAAGCUUUGCAUAUAAUUUUUUUUUACAGCAGAAGAUGAUCGACAGCAUUGGGUUUCAACAAAAGGCGCGUUUCAUCAGAGUUUUGAUGAACGAAAUCAGAAUAAUGUGGAAGAGUUCAGCAAUUCAUGUGUCGAUCUAAAUAAUCCGAGAGGGUUUUCAAUGAAACGACGUCCGGCAUUUUCCAGCGGUGUGGCUCGAAAUUAUGCAUUUUCCUCCGGUUGCAGUGGGAUAACGAAUUCUCCCGGAUGCUCAGCUGCCUUUGGCAAAGGUAAUGUACGUACACCAGGUCUUGGAGGACGAUCACCACAGUCCUCAUUAGAUUCAAGUGAUGUUGGACAGAUUUCGAUGAAUUUGAUGCGCGUUAAUGGAGCGAUUGCACCUUUCAAAGCUUUGCUAACAAGCCUAACAAGUGCGCCUGAUCCAUUAUCACCUACUACACCAAUAAAAUCUGGAAGAAGUGCUUCCUCGCAGUAUCUUUCCAGUAGUAUUAGUCCAAAGAAACUUCAUAAAAUUGGCUCACAUUAUGUACUGGAAAAUGUCAACCGGAAAGAAAGCAGCACAACUCGAUUAUUCGAUGCGCCAACAACCAACGCUGAAAGAGAACAAGACUCGAAGAAAUCGUUAUCGCUUUUGCUUAGCGAAGAUUUGGAAGGCCAACGAACAGCAAACGAUGAUUCGGAAAGUCCACUAAUGAGGAAAAAAGAAACGAGUAGUGGUCGACUAAUUAGACGUCAAUUAUUGUUUCACGUACGACGGGUUACCAGCGAUUGUGCUUUGUUUUUUGCAGCAAUUGGAAUUGGCUUAAUGAUUGUCGACAGUGAAAUGAAUGCAGCUAAAAUUUAUCAAAAAGGAUCAUAUACAAGUACGAUUUUGAAAAGUUUAAUAUUGCUAAGUACAAUUGUUUUGGUGGCACUUGUUAUCAAAUUUCAUGUACAUGAAGUACAGUUAUUUAUGAAUGCAAACAACGCAGAAGAUUGGCGAAUAGCCCUUACAUGGCAACGCAGUUUACAAAUUGCACUUGAAGUAAUGGUGUGCGCAAUUUGUCCACUUCCUAUUGAUAUCAAUUUUUACUGGACAACAUUAAGUGGGGAGACGAUGAAAACAACAGAGUUACCACUUGAUGUUCUCUUAUCAAUUCCAAUGUUUUUUCGAUUAUAUUGGUUGUGUCGUGUCAUGCUGUUACAUAGCCGAUUGUUCACCGAUGCAUCCUCAAGGAGCAUUGCUGGUCUUAAUAGAGUUAAUUUUAACGCACGGUUUAUUUUGAAGACCCUAAUGACAUUAUGUCCCGGUACUGUACUUAUGAUAUUCACCGCAUCUUUGUGGGUAAUUGCCGGAUGGAUUCUGAGGUUGUGUGAAAGGCAUCAUGUCACUGAUUCGAUUAACAUUCAUGCGCAGAAGCACCAAGACUAUCUUAAUUCUUUGUGGCUAAUUGCAAUAACUUUUCUUUCCGUUGGUUACGGUGACAUUGUACCAAAUACAUAUUGCGGGCGUGCGAUGGCCGUUAUUACUGGUAUUUUGGGUACGUGCACAUCAUCAAUGGUGGUGGCGGUAAUAGCUCGAAAACUUGAAUUAACUCGUGCCGAAAAGCAUGUGCAUAAUUUCAUGAUGGACACUCAACUUACCAAACAAUUGAAACAUACGGCAGCAAACGUGUUACGUGAAACGUGGCUAAUUUAUAAACAUCGAUGUCUGGCGGAUAGAAUUGAACCAGCGAAAAUUCGUAUGCAUCAGCGCAAAUUUCUAGUUGCCAUUUAUGCAUUACGAAAAGUGAAACGGGAUCAAAGAAAGUUGGCUGAAAAUUCGGUUUCUCUAGGUGAUGUCGCAAAGACUACAUCAAGUACAUAUGAACUGGUGCACGAUGUUCAGAGUAAUCAAGAAGGGUUAUCGCUAAGAAUGACCGCUAUGGAGUAUCAACUGGCCGAUAUUAAUCGUGAAUUAAGCGCAUUGGUCGAGUUUUUGCGACCAAACCGGAUUUUGAGAAAUGCUAGCCUCGCAACAGCAGGAAUUAUUGCUUCACAUGAUAAUGGUGUGAGGAGGAGAUGUAAUGCAAUGGAAAGUUGAAAAUUCAUCUGAUAUUGAAGGAAGUGAGAUCAUUACCGCUUUCAGGACUAUUAGCGCUCUCAUGACUUUGUUUAUAUAUAUUUGUGGAGACUAAAAAAAUUUUCGUUUUGUUCUUGACUAAUUUUUUACCUUAUAAUUAUAAGUUCCUGGAGAAAAUGUUGGAUGCGAAUAAAAGUUAAUGCCG